Strongyloides ratti is the source of this 1035-nucleotide messenger RNA. RefSeq names its product 72 kDa inositol polyphosphate 5-phosphatase. The record is from RefSeq and is a predicted model, not a curated record. The transcript has 5 exons. Gene Ontology annotation, cellular component: membrane. Gene Ontology annotation, molecular function: phosphatidylinositol-4,5-bisphosphate 5-phosphatase activity. The coding region runs from base 1 to 1035 and encodes 344 amino acids. Gene Ontology annotation, biological process: phosphatidylinositol dephosphorylation. Lineage: Eukaryota; Metazoa; Nematoda; Chromadorea; Rhabditida; Strongyloididae.
AUGACUUAUAGUCUUCAAAAUUAUAGUUUAUUCUCAGAUGAAGAUCAAAAAUUAACAUUACUAGGACCAGGAAAUGUAAAAAUUCCAACGAAAGAAGAAUUUAAUGCAUUAACAGAAUUUGGACAUAUAAAAGUCAUGUGUUAUACAUGGAAUAUAGCAGAAAGAAGACAAAGUUCUGUUGAUGCAAUUUGCCAUUCAUUUUCUUCAAUUCCUUUAAAAGAUAGACCACAUAUAAUUGGAAUAUCAUUACAAGAACUUCCUCCUUCUGAUAGAACUUUUCAUUUAAAUAUUGUUAAACAAUUAACUUUAUUAUUUAAAAAUACACAUUUUAUGUUAUCAUGGGUAAGAAGAUGGAGUCAAAUUCAAAUAAUAAUGGUUAAAAAUAAUAUGAAAAAAUUUAUAGUAAGUUUUAAUUAUAAAUGGAUUCCUUGCAAAGUACUUUCAAAACCAAUUAGAACAAAAGGAUGUAUUGCAACAUUUGUUAAAAUAUUACAUCUAUCAUGUGUAUUUAUUUCAUGUCAUUUCUCACAUGAAAAUAUAAAAGAAAGAAAUAAAAAUUCUAAAAAGAUUUAUGAUUUAUUAGUAAAAGACAAUGAAUAUUCAAAAACAACUGAUUGUUAUUUUUUAUUUGGUGAUAUGAAUUAUCGUUUACAAAUAACAUGGGAUAAUGAUUUGUGUAAAAAAUUUCUUCAUUACUCAUUAUUAUCAACAGCAACCAAACAAAAAACAAUUGGAAAAAUGUUAGAGGAAUAUGAUGAAUUACUUAAAGAAAUUAAUAAAUGUGAAAUAUUUCAAGGAUUUAAAGAACCAAAAAUAAAUUUUCUUCCCUCCUAUAAAUAUAUUCCAUUUACUGAUAAAUUUAAUAUGAAUCGUGUUAUCGCCUACACUGAUCGUGUUUUAUAUAUGGAUAAAUGUAAAAAUUUGAUAACACCUUAUAGAUACGAUUCAUUGCAUGCUUGCAAAGUAUCAGAUCACAAACCUGUUUACGCCAUAUUUAUGCUCAAUCUUAAAAAUAGCCAAGCGACACAUUCUUAA